AUGUCCCGCCGAUUCACUGAAGACGAAAUCGAGCUGAUCCCAUCGGCGACUUGGCCGCCGGUGCGGCAUACCGACGGCGCUGUUGACCCCGAAUCGAGCGCCCAGGACACCACCGUGGGCGGCACCAGCGAGCAUCAGCCUCUUUCUGGCUGGAAGCUCGCGGCCGUCGUUGCCUCGGUCACGUUUGUCGUGCUCCUCAUGUACCUCGACACGUCGAUUGUCUCAACUGCCGUCCCGCGAAUCACGGACGAAUUCCACUCGCUCGACGAUAUUGGCUGGUACAUCAGCGUCUACCAGCUGGCCAGCGCCGCCUUCCAGCCGCUUUCCGGCAAGAUCUACACCAAAAUCAACAUCAAGUGGGCCUUUCUUGCCUUCUUCGCCGUCUUCGAGGCCGGAUCCGCCAUCUGCGGCGCUGCCAGAUCCUCUGCCAUGUUCAUCGGCGGCCGCGCUGUCGCCGGCAUGGGCGCGGCCGGUCUCAUGAACGGCUCGCUGACUAUCGUCGCCAACUCUGUCCCUCUGAACCGCCGGCCGUCCAUCACCGGUUUGAUCAUGGGCGUCGGGCAGCUUGGCAUCGCUGGCGGACCGCUCAUUGGAGGAGCCCUGACCGAGUACUCGACCUGGCGCUGGUGCUUCUACCUCAACUUGCCCAUUGGUCUGGUUGCUGCCGUCGGCCUGUGCGCUGUCGACAUCCCGGACCCAGUCCCCAAGCUCCUGACGCGGUCUUUCCUGUGGCGCAUCCACGACGAACUGGACCUCGUGGGCUUCGCCCUCUUUGCGCCGUCUGCAGCCAUGUUUUUGCUUGCUCUUCAGGGCGGCGGCAGCGGCACGUGGGCUUGGAAGUCUGCGACGGUGAUCGGUCUCUUUUACGGCUCGGGCGCAACGUUUUUUUUCUGGCUGCUGUGGAACUGGCGCAAGGGAGAGGAAGCGCUGUUCCCUGUCCAUCUGAUCAAGGAGCAAAGUGUUUGGUCGAGUGCCAUCACGGGAAGCUUCUCGCUUUGCGCUCUCUUCUUGGCAGCGUACUUUUUGCCCAUCUAUUUCCAGGCCAUCAAGGGAACAUCCCCGUUCAUGAGUGGCGUCUCCAUCUUGCCGAGCAUUCUCAGCCAGCUCGUAUUUGCGGGCAUGUCGGGGAUAGCUGUCGAACGCACGGGAUUCGUCACUCCCUACCUCGGCGCCUCGGCUGUAUUCCUUCUCCUGAGCAACGGCUUGCUCUCCACCCUGGGAUCGAAAACGCCAGUUUCACUGUGGGCCACAUUUCAGGUUCUCAAUGGAAUUGGCAGAGGCAUAGGUCUACAAAUGCCAGCUCUGGUCUUGCAAGCGGGCAAUCCCACGCACAUGUCCAUGAGCCUGGGGUUUCUCAUCUUUCUCCAGUUCUUCUCGAGCUCGAUCAUCAUGGCGGCGGCGAACAUCAUCUUCUACCAGGGACUGAGAUCGAAACUGGCGGUGGAUGCGCCAAAUGUCAACGCCAUGCAAAUAAUCGCGGCUGGGGCGACUGGCUUCCGCAAAAUUGUCAGUGAGGCCGACCUCCCUAGCGUUCUGGCGGCGUAUUCGACUUCGCUCGAUGAUGUCUUUAUUCUAGGUGUCGGUGUGAGCGCCGUGAUGCUGUUUGUCACCAUGUUCAUACCUUGGAUGGAUAUCCGCCACUAG
This is a messenger RNA of Lasiosphaeria miniovina, 1644 nucleotides long. Its product is annotated as major facilitator superfamily domain-containing protein. Bases 1 to 1644 code for a protein of 547 amino acids. Gene Ontology annotation, biological process: transmembrane transport. The record is from RefSeq and is a predicted model, not a curated record. Gene Ontology annotation, molecular function: transmembrane transporter activity. Gene Ontology annotation, cellular component: plasma membrane. The transcript is spliced from 4 exons. Lineage: Eukaryota; Fungi; Ascomycota; Sordariomycetes; Sordariales; Lasiosphaeriaceae.